Molecule: messenger RNA, 378 nt
Organism: Macrosiphum euphorbiae (potato aphid)
Lineage: Eukaryota; Metazoa; Arthropoda; Insecta; Hemiptera; Aphididae
Source: the annotation of a GenBank genome assembly
AUGGCCGAUCAAAACCCAAAUGAGAUUCAAAAUCCAGAAUUUUGUAAACCCAAGGACCCCAAAGAUGUUGAAAAAGCUCAAGAAGAGUGUAUGAAAAAACAAUAUCAAAUGAAGUCAAAUUGGCCUCCAGUCAGUGGUCAUUCUGCCCUUCUUCAAAAACGUUUAGCCAAAGGGCAAAAAUUUUUUGACUCCGGUGAUUAUCAAAUGGCCAAGCAGGCAGGUAAUGGUAAUAAAUUGAUUAAUAAUCGUCCUGUGCAACAAGUAUUGGGUUUUGGUACUGGGGAUACCAUACCGACACCAGAAACAGUUCCGGCACGCAAGACAUCUAUUAUUCAGCCAAAAUUCAACUCAAGUUCCACUCCAUCAUCCACCACGUGA